Phycodurus eques (leafy seadragon) is the source of this 2710-nucleotide messenger RNA. It is a transcript of the gene ogg1, whose product is annotated as 8-oxoguanine DNA glycosylase. Lineage: Eukaryota; Metazoa; Chordata; Actinopteri; Syngnathiformes; Syngnathidae. Gene Ontology annotation, cellular component: nucleus. The transcript has 7 exons. Gene Ontology annotation, molecular function: 8-oxo-7,8-dihydroguanine DNA N-glycosylase activity; damaged DNA binding. The record is from RefSeq and is a predicted model, not a curated record. The coding region runs from base 105 to 1361 and encodes 418 amino acids. Gene Ontology annotation, biological process: base-excision repair, AP site formation; base-excision repair; nucleotide-excision repair.
UCGAAGUUCCGCCGGCAGCCUGACUGUAAACAAGGGCGACAAAAAGAAGCCAUUGGUUCCUUUCAUCCUGAUACGCGAUUAGAUGCAUCCACGCAGGACACCAAAUGCGUAAAGUUAUGGCAACCCAUGCAGUUCUGUCAUCGGGAGUAAAUACGUGGAGAGCGUUGCCCUGUGAGAAGUCAGAGCUGCGACUGGAUCUCACGCUUGCUUGUGGGCAGUCGUUCCGCUGGAGAGAGACCGGAGACGGACACUGGACUGGAGUGAUGGGAGGACGAGUGUGGACUCUUACUCAGACAGAUGACACUUUGUGGUACCACGUUUACAAACACAAGGGCAGACACGUGCAUGGAGAAGUUGGGGCUGGGAAGGGUGGUGUUUUCCUCAAUGAGAAAAGCCAGGCACAGAUGAAAUGUGAAGGAGCCAUGAAGAAGGAAGAGGAGAAGGAGGCAGUGGCCGUAAACCUCCAGCAUGAUAACGAGGACGACGCCAUGCUGAGAGAUUACUUCCAGCUGAAUGUGAAUCUGAGGGGUCUGUACAGGAAAUGGGGAGCAGCAGACCCCCACUUCAAGCAAAUUGCAGACAUCUUCACCGGUGUGCGAUUGCUCCGCCAGGACCCCACUGAAUGCCUCUUUUCUUUCAUUUGCACCUCCAACAACCAUAUUUCUCGCAUCCAAGGCAUGGUGGAGAGGUUGUGUCAGGCCAGGGGGAACCUGCUCUGCCAGCUAGAUGAAACCUUGUACUACGACUUUCCUUCCUUGUUAGCAUUAACAGACAACAAUAUAGAAGCAUGCCUCAGGGAACUCGGUUUUGGAUACAGAGCUCGAUUCCUGCAACAGAGUGCAAAUCAGAUUUUAGACAACCACUGUCACGAAUGGCUUGAAGGUCUACGCAGUGUCCCAUAUGCGGAGGCCCGUGAUGCUCUGCGGGCCCUCCCCGGGGUGGGCACUAAGGUGGCAGAUUGUGUAUGUCUGAUGUCCCUGGAUAAGGCAGAUGCUGUGCCAAUCGACACGCACGUGUGGCAAAUUGCGAAGCGUGACUAUAAAUAUACUGUUGCCAAUGAACCCAAAAGCCUCACAGAAAAGCUUCACAAAGACAUCGGGGAUUUCUUCAGGAAUUUGUGGGGUCCUUACGCUGGUUGGGCCCAGUCUGUGUUGUUCUGUGCCGAUCUCAAGAAAUUCCAAAAGAUGAAAGGAACCCCACAUCUAAAAAGGGCAAAGAAAGAGUCCGACAGUGUAAGCAUGGUAACAUGCAAGAAACCAAAUAUUAACACUGUAAAAAAGGGCACUGUAAAAAACAGGAAACCCAAGUCUGCUUCUCAAAAGAUGGGAAAGGUGUCUGUUAAGGAGGAGCGGGUAGUAUAACGCACUUUUUUACAUUGUACAAUUUGAUACCACCAGUUUGUUAUAAAAAAUUAUAAAAUGAGUAAUUUUAGGGUAUGAUUCAUGUAAUCUCUCUUCUGUCGACUUUCCCAAUGAAUAUACAAAUUUAGCACUGUGCUGACUUUUUUUUUUUGUUUUUUUUAAUAAAUGCAGAGUAUCACAUCUCCAUAGCACACAUGAUUAUUUUAUGCUUAAACAUAAAGCCCACAAACUCAACUACACUCAGAAGUAGCCACGAGAUGUCAGUAUGCACUGGAAACUAUUACCUUGUGUGUUAGUGUCACUGAUCACAUGGGUCAUUUGCUUUAUCCGGUCUAUUAGUAGCAGUUAUUCCCUGAGUUAAAUGCAUUCUGUCGGUAUCCCUGGUAUCAAUACACCAUGGCUUUUGUGUUGGUUUCCAAAAGAUGUCAACAUUGGGUGUCCUGCAUCUCAUUUAUGUGUUUAUAUUGAAUUCAGUGAUUUGACAGUAUCCCCGUGUUUAUCAGCAGUGGUUUGACUGUGUCAGCGUGCCUUUUUACAGCAGGGAUUGUUGCUGUCUCUUGUCACUGCUUUGGUCUUUGUGACAAAAACACUGGCCCCUUUCCCACAUUAACAAUAUGCAGAAUGCAUAUUCAUGGCACACAAAGUUCUAUUCCACCCUCAGCGGGGAAUUAGGUGCAUCCUGGAUGUACAUUUAUGUUAUGUUUAUUUUCUGUCGGAGGCAUUGUUUCUAUGUUGCAGUGUGCAGCCAUGUGUAUUAAUGAAUAUGUGAGUCAGCGUUCAUGCUCACUCCAUUUAAGCUGAACACGGGCUGGGGCCCUGCUUUAGGGCAGAGUCAGGCAAGAGAGGAGCAGCCGAGUGAGAAUGGAGUCAAAAAUGAAACAAAAAGGGAGGGUUUGGCGAAUGUACACUGAGGGUGGGCACACGAAUUUGAAAGGAAAGGCCACGUGCUACAACUUAACACGCAAGACUGCGUUAUAUAAGUGAUGGAUCUCAGCUUGUGUCCUGUCCUUGGUUGUGGCACGUCUCAUCUACUUUGUCUUACUGUGCUGAAUUACCUCAACAACAGGAGAUGUAACAAUUUCCCAUGCCAGAAAAUAGAGGAGGUUUUCUGUCUGUAUCAAUAAAUAAUGUACAAUAGUACCUUCAUUUACGAGAUUAACUGUUACCGUGACCGAGCUGGUAACUCAAAUUACUCUUAUAUCAAAUUGAUUAUCCCCAUUGUAAUGAAUUAAAACACUGUGUUCCAGUCCCGGGAAGAAAAAAAAACACCACCAUGUUUUGUUACCUGUUUCUAAUAAAAAACAAAAAGAUAAUGUAAAUAAAUAAACUCUUUUUCUAAAUUCCUGUUA